Camelina sativa (false flax) is the source of this 475-nucleotide messenger RNA. RefSeq names its product defensin-like protein 193. Lineage: Eukaryota; Viridiplantae; Streptophyta; Magnoliopsida; Brassicales; Brassicaceae. Gene Ontology annotation, molecular function: sodium channel inhibitor activity. The record is from RefSeq and is a predicted model, not a curated record. Gene Ontology annotation, cellular component: extracellular region.
ACACAUACAUCAUCAACUCCAAAGUGUAAGAGAGAGAUAACGGCAAUGGCAACGAAGCUAGUUUCUACUUUGGCCAUCUUUUUCAUCCUCGUUCUCGUCAUCUCUGAAACGCGUGGGACAGAAGCCCAUGGUGACGCGUGCCUGAAAGAAUACGAUGGCGAAGAUGGUUUCGCCUUGUGCGCGCCUCUGAUAUAUCCGCCGUUUUGUUAUACAAGAUGCAGAUCAGACAAGGGUGCUAAAAGUGGUAGAUGUGUCCGAGGAGCCACAGAUCUCAUGCCUAUAUGCUUAUGCGACUACUGUGGCGGAGAACUUCCCGGACCGUUUAUAAGACGAGUUUGAAUCUUCCAAGUGUCAUAUGGUUUGCUUUGAAUCAAGGAUGAUAAUAAUAAUCCAAUAAAUAAAUAAUGUAACGAUGAAUUAUAAGUAAAAGUACAAUAAAGAAACCUAGGCCUUGCCUAGGUUGUUAUUAUUCUGA